UGGGCAGCUAGUGAGCUAGGUCUGCCUGACCUGCUGCCUUGGGCGUGCGGCCACAGGAGCAGCAGGGCACGGGAAGCUGCGUGAGCCUGCUUCACCCUUGUCAGUGCUGUGGGACGGGUCCAGAGCUGACAGCCAGCCUCCAGCAGAAAGUCUCCUCCUGGCUCCUAGCUCACAGGUGGUGAAGUAAGCGCUCCCCCCGGCCCUUGGAGUACGGCUUUGUGACAGGGGGCUUGUUAAGGAAAGAUCAGGGAAGAUCUCCUGCCUCCGCCAGCCUCCCGCCAGGGGAGAGGAGGAGGAGAGCAGCUGGAGGGAUGCUUCGAGGCUGAGGCCGGUCUCUGCGCUGGACCAGGGGAUGGACACGGGCUGCUCCAGCUCCCGGCGGGCAGGGUGCGUGCCGAGCCGAUGCCGCGUGUUGUAAGCGGAACCCCGGCGGUGUGUGAAGCUGAGGGAGGAUUCUGGCGUGGUUGCAGGAUGAAGAUGUGGCCUUCAGGACUUGUAAACUUUCCCAUGGCCCACCUCUCAUCAGGAGGCUGUGAGGGCUGCUGAAGAUGUCCGAUAGUCUGGAUAUUGAAGAGAAACCUCCAGCCCCACCGUUGAGAAUGAACAGCAACAAUCGCGAUUCUUCAGCACUAAACCACAGUUCAAAACCGCUCCCCAUGGCCCCUGAGGAGAAGAACAAGAAAGCCAGGCUUCGCUCCAUCUUCCCAGGAGGAGGGGAUAAAACCAACAAGAAGAAAGAGAAAGAACGUCCGGAGAUCUCUCUUCCUUCAGACUUUGAACACACGAUUCAUGUGGGGUUUGAUGCCGUCACUGGAGAAUUCACACCAGAUCUCUAUGGCUCACAGAUGUGCACAGGGAAGCUCCCAGAGGGCAUUCCAGAGCAGUGGGCCAGGCUACUACAGACCUCCAACAUAACAAAACUAGAGCAGAAGAAGAACCCACAAGCAGUUCUAGAUGUCCUCAAAUUUUAUGAUUCCAAAGAAACAGUUAACAACCAGAAAUAUAUGAGCUUUACGUCAGGAGAUAAAAGCGCCCAUGGAUACAUAGAAGCCCAUCCUUCGAGCACAAAAACAGCAUCAGAACCCCCGUUAGCGCCUUCUGUUUCUGAAGAAGAGGAUGAAGAAGAUGAGGAAGAGGAAGAUGACAACGAACCUCCGCCUGUUAUUGCACCACGGCCUGAACAUACAAAAUCAAUCUACACUCGCUCUGUAAUUGAACCCGUCGCUGCACCAGCACCGGCUAAAGAAGCCACAACUCCCCAGCCUGAAAACUCGAACACAAAUACUUUGUACAGAAACACAGACCGGCAGCGAAAAAAGUCCAAGAUGACAGACGAGGAGAUCCUAGAGAAACUGAGGAGCAUAGUGAGUGUGGGAGACCCUAAGAAGAAAUACACCCGAUUUGAAAAAAUUGGCCAAGGGGCAUCAGGAACUGUUUACACAGCAAUAGAUAUCGCCACAGGACAAGAGGUGGCCAUAAAGCAAAUGAAUCUCCAACAGCAGCCCAAAAAGGAACUAAUUAUUAAUGAAAUCCUGGUCAUGAGGGAAAAUAAGAAUCCCAAUAUUGUUAACUAUUUAGACAGCUACCUAGUAGGCGACGAGCUCUGGGUGGUUAUGGAAUACUUGGCUGGAGGCUCUUUAACUGAUGUUGUUACAGAGACGUGUAUGGAUGAAGGACAGAUAGCAGCUGUGUGUAGGGAGUGCCUGCAAGCACUGGAUUUCCUUCAUUCAAACCAAGUGAUUCACAGAGACAUCAAAAGCGACAAUAUUCUUCUCGGAAUGGAUGGAUCUGUCAAAUUGACUGAUUUUGGCUUCUGUGCUCAGAUCACCCCUGAACAGAGUAAAAGGAGCACAAUGGUUGGGACUCCUUACUGGAUGGCACCAGAAGUGGUGACACGAAAAGCAUACGGUCCCAAAGUGGACAUCUGGUCACUUGGGAUCAUGGCAAUAGAAAUGGUGGAAGGAGAACCGCCUUACCUUAAUGAAAAUCCUCUCAGGGCGCUGUAUCUGAUAGCUACAAACGGGACACCGGAGCUGCAGAACCCUGAGCGACUCUCUGCCGUGUUUCGCGACUUUCUGAACUGCUGCCUGGAGAUGGAUGUGGACAGGAGAGGGUCUGCCAAGGAGCUUCUGCAGCAUCCAUUUUUAAAAUUAGCCAAGCCUCUUUCCAGCCUGACUCCUCUGAUCAUUGCAGCAAAGGAAGCAAUUAAGAACAGCAGCCGCUAGUGCUUCAGGCUGGCUUUCUCCCAUGCCAGCUCCCUCCAGAGCAGGACUGAGAAAAAAAAAAACUCUAUAAAACCUCAACGCUUCUGCUGCAGGAUGGAUGGAUGGAUGGACAGACCAACAGUCGCAGUCAUGGUGGUAGGAGGGGAGAACAACUGUUCUCCAGUCCCUCAAUGAGUAAAAACUUACCACGUGUCUUCUUCCUGCUUUCUGGCUCCUUAAUUUAUUUUUUAAAUGAAACAGGGCUUAAGACAGAGAGGUAAUGACAGAAAAUGCUUUGCUGCUUCAGCCAUUUCUAAGGUAAAGCAAAUGCAGUUGGAAGAUUCCCUUCCUUCUUUCCCUGUGAAUAAGCUGUACAUUCACUUUUAAAUUGUCAAUUGUUUCUUAAAAUGCAAAGUCCCUUUUAUGUUAUUUUUUUUAUAUGGUUUGGAAUUGGAGAAGGGUCUUCUUCAUUCAUAACUCCAGACUGCACUGCCUUUUGAAUACAGUCCACUCGCUGGUAUUUGCCCAAUCAUUAUACUUCUAGAUGAGGAAGAAAGUGAAAUUGCGUUUCCAACCAAAAAUGAAUCAGGAGUGGAGCAGACAAAAUAUCCUGUUGAGAUACAGGCUUUCAACUGUGAAUAUAUCGUGUUUCUGUUCUUGGCAGUUUGAUUUGUAUAACUAGUUGUAAUAUGGGUGAGAGUCUUACUAAAAUGAGAAAGCAGAAAGAUCGGUGUGCUCAGAAAGGGCUUGUGUGAUGCAAAGCUGUAAGAGAGAUGUGACGUGAGAGCAGGCCCAGCCUUGCUCAGCGCCGAGCCCCAGCAGAUCCCUUGGCAGAGCACGGAGCAGCGUCUGCAGCCCCGGGCUGGAAGGAGGCACGAGCAGCAGCAGCCUGGUGCUGGGUGCCCCCCUUCUCCCGGGACCGGACUGAUCGCCCCCAGUGGGAUUAGCCUUCUUGGGUUUGUGCGGGAGCAAAGGAGGGAAAAACCAAGCUGGGCGGUGCUGCCACUUGUGAGGAUGCCUGCUCCUGGCUUCUUGUAGCUCCUGGGAAAGGUCGGUAGCACCCGUGCCCCUCUUGGCAGAGGGGAAGGCAGCCAGACCGCUCUGCGGGCUCCGUGCAGGUGAGUGUCCUUUGGGCGCACGAGUGCUGUCACGGGAACUGCGACGCUGGUGCAAAGGAGUGACGGCUUCCAGGGUUCGGUUCUGCCUGAGCCAGCGCCCCAGACAACUUGGGAAGAAAGUGCAUUUAAACCUGAAGCCUUGCCCUGAGCAAGAGCAAAGGUACGAAAUGCAGAGUAGAUUGCAGAAACAUUUCGAGCCAUAAAACCCGCCUGCUCUCUGCUGUCCUGCAUACAGCAGGCACUGCUGAAUGCAGUUCUGAGUUGCUGAGGGAGGGCGAAUCCUGGAUGUGACUGAGGAUUGCGCUCGCCUGGUCAGCUGAUCUGUAAGGGAGCAGAGUAGUUCUAGUAUGCCGUUUGUGUUUUAUUUAUUCUUUUCUGAAAGAAAGAUGGAGUGCGGCUUCACUCAGAAAAAGCAUUUUGUAUGGGUUAUUUGUUGCUGUACUUUAUUGGUACAACUAAUCAAAGACCUCCAAAACAGCAUUUAAAUCAACACUUACCUAAUGAGCAAAAAAAUGUGUAAAACAGCUUUCUGCUGUAGUCUGUCAUGUUUAGGCCUGGUCCUGCAAGGGGCUAAGCAGGCUUUAAGGUACUAAAAACCUUCCCGUUUUGCCGGUACGAAUGAAGGAUGUUUGGGCUACUCUUGAAUUAGGCUAUUAGCUUGUUUGGUUUUGGCUUCUUAUUUAGUCACAGUCUUUGUGUUGCAAAUGUCGUUAAUGCUGCCGCCUAACCCACCCUCACUCCUCUGUCCAUCCCAGUGUCCUUGCUGAGGCGAUGGGAGAGGUGAUGCUCGUUAGGUUACCACAGCUAGGUACAAAUUAGCUUCUGGCGUCCUGGGGAGUACAACAGGUUUGAUUUUCAGAUACACAAAUACGAAAAGAUGCUGCUGGUUUUGUGAGGCCGCAUUUUUCUCUGUCAGCUCAAGCUAUCUACCUGGGAGAUAAGCUUCCUUGAGAAAAAAAGAGCGACUGGGACUUGAGAAGGGCUGCCCUCUAUUUGUAAAGCGUUAAUCUGAAUGAAACAUGUUUGUAUUCCAUGUCAGAAGUGAAGAAACAAGUGACAGUCUUUCUUACCGGUAACAGCUUUUAGUUUAUCCUACCCACAAAGGAACAGACAGCCGUCCUUUGAAAGGAAAGCACUUUUUUAUGGUACACGUUUGCUGGACAUACGAGAUACUUACAUUGACAGACUAUGCUACGUGAUUGCUUUUUUUUUCCUAUUUAUUUUCUUUAACAGUAAGUUUCUCGGCAUCUCUAAUUUCCAGAAAAAACUUCACAAGGAUAACAAAUAAAAAUAGGAAAUUGGAUAUUAGUAUUAUUUUUCUGACCAUUGUAUGCUCCAGAAUACAGAAUAUUGUUGGCACUGGCUUUUUAAUACAACUGCUUUAAUAAGAGGCCUUAGUUUUUAUUUUAUUAUAUACUAUAUUUAUUUUUCUUUGCAUCAGAAAAUCCAGAGAUUUUUCUGCUAAAAAAAUUCUGUGAGGCAGAAAGGAUUCAACAGAAAUCAUCUCUGCCAGUGGUUCUUUUCCACAUGAACUGUAAUUGCCCAGCUGGGAAUGUUCUACGUACAGGGAAGCUCACCUCCAGCAUCUGGAGGCACCAGGCUUUGUGCUUGAGACAGUCUCAGGCACUAAAUUCUGAGUCACUAGAUACUGAAGGGUGGCAGCUGUUUUUAUCAUUUCCCAACUCUGAUAGGAAAUGUGGCAUAUUAAUAGUAAAAAAAAAUAAAAAUAAUAAAUCUGUCCUGAGAUGCGUAAGUCUUGUACAUUAUUUACAGGCGCAAGUAGUAAGUUAGGAUUGACAAUAGUGUUGACCUUCCAGAAAGAAGAGGCUAAUAUUAUAAAAUCUCUGGAGUUCUCUCGGGUUUUUUUUGGACUGCUAUCUUCAGAUUAAGCAAUUAGUUUACAUAUAUUUUUGAAAGUAUUAGAAAUAGGAUGUUUCUGUUUUUAAAUGCAUAGGUAAAUGUUAAAUACGUUUCAAACAUUUUCAUUCCAAGAUUUUAAAAGACUGGUUAUUUGUGUUUAUUUUGAACUUCAUUAAAUGGUUAAAGAAAGUGAAAACAAAACAAAAAAAAAUCCAGAGUUUGACUAUGAUUCCCAUCCCUGCAGUGUGUGAAAAUGACCUGUUAGCUUGCUGUGGUUUUAAUGAGUUCUGGGACAGAAGCAUGACAGCAGUAAAGUCAGGAAAGCUUGAGAAGCACAGAAAAGAUUAUUUAUUUAACAAAAAAAGAAAAAGGGAAAAAAAAAAAAAAAACAAAACCAAUAAUCAUACAGAAUUCCAUACAGCUCCUGCACACACUCCUGGGAGCCUGCACAGGGGGGUGGAACUCAGUGCUCUCGGGGUCUGUUCACAAACUCAGGCCAGGGUUGUGUUCCUACUUCUUGUGUCCAGCACUUCUCUAAGUACGUGUCUCCUUGCCAUCUUUGGAUACUGCUUGGCCACCUCACUGCUACAUACAAAUGAAGUAUUCUUUUUAGCUGUUUAUGUUGGAUUUCUUUGAGGCCAGUGGCUGUACCUCAGCAGGUCUUUCAGUCAGCUUCCCCCCCAUGUCCUGCCACCAAAAAUGAAGCACAUUCCAGUCACCACAAGAAGGAAAGUAAGUACUUAUCUCUGUCCUCUAAGUGUAGGAAAUGUCACCAUAUCCUCUGAUCUGUGGUUCCAGUAUAUGCUCAAUGGCUUGGCCACAGAGUAUCCCUCACACUGAGCUGUACGUGUGUGCAUUUCUUCGCUUAAUGGAUCUGCUCUAACUGGAUUAAGAGACGGAGAGAGCUCUGCUAGCACCUACCAUUACAGACAGGAGCCAGUUGUUCUUUGCUUGACACCCAGGGCACACACACUGACGCCAGCUUAGCCUUGCUAAGCAUUAUCAAGAUUGCAGUCCUGCCUUCAUGGUGGACUGUUGUUCCUGUAUGUGCAGAACUUAAAGAUGGGGUAAGCUGAUGAAGGUUCAUAAAUAUAAACGUUCAGCUUUUGUUUUUCAACUGAGUGGGUAAAUACCUCUACUUUUAGCCCCCAGUUUUCAGGAAACAGGCAGAGAACUACCAUCCAAGGUCUCCUCGGGUGCAGUCUGCAAUUCAGGGGUCUUUAAAAUUUUUCUUUGCUUGCGUCUGUCCUUGAGCUGACAGGGUGAUUUCUUUUUCUGGCUGAAACUUGCAGCAUCUUGCUUAUACGUGUGAUUUAGAGCUGACUGCCAUAAUCCUGGGUAUGUGUCAUGUAUAUAAACGUUCACUUUCCUGAGCCUACAAAUGGAUGCAUGCAUCUUUGGUGACAAGUCAUCUCAAAAGAAAAAAAAUGAUACAGGAAAGACAAUGAGGGAUGCUUACGUGCUCUUUGUGGGUUCCUUUUGGUCUGCCAUGAAGGCGGGAGCCUGCAAACUUUGUUCUCACUGCUUAACUAUUCUUCCAAGCAAGUAUUCAUGUUCUGCUAGCAUCUGACACUGAGUGAGGAAACUAGGGAGCAGUCUAACUUGUUAGAGCUGAUAAUAUGGAAAGGUGCUCAUUGUUUUAAUAACCUCUGAGUACAAUGCAUGAGUGUGCGUGGUGUCUCGUGCUCUCAUUGAGUGGCACUGCAUUCACAGCUGCCUGGGGAUUGUGCUUGGUUUCCACGAGGCUCCCUAAUCUUUGCCUCGCACAGCUAAUGUGCCAGAGGGACGCAAAGCCCCAAGGCCACAGCUGGAUGCAGUGGUCUGAGCUGGGAGCUGUUGUGAAUGCAGGUCAGAAGAGCCACGUGCACAUGCAUUCAAACCACAGUGCUCUGAGGGAGGUAGCAUAUGACCUAAGAGCAUGAGUAUUUGUGUGUCACCACUGCUCUGGCCUUGGCUCCUUUCAAGGGCUUGAAAGAGCUAAGUUUUCCUAAGGCGAGAAACUGAAAAGGUCUUUCACAGGUCUUGCUCUUCCUAGUCUCUAUGCUUGACUGUAUGUUGUUCCUCUUUCUGUGCCCUCUGUUCUUCCUGCGCUCAGUGACUGCUUACCACGACUGUGUUACUGGCUCAGAGAGAGUGCUGGAGAUCCUCAUUUUUCUGCCCUUUGAGCUGCCUGUUUACAGCAGCAUUUUAACUCUGUAAGCCUGGUAGGGAUGCAGUGUUACCCUACACCUUGUGCAUAACCUCCAAGAGCCUGUGGCAAGCCCUCCCAAGUACGUGCUUGCAUUGAGGGCUCCCAGAUGCCACAGGCUGGCAUACCACUAUUGCAAACAUGAGAAAAAUAGCAGCAAGUGGUUGUUGUUAAAGACAGGUCCUUUUGCUGCUGAACAUUCUGUAUUUCAUUUGUCCAGCCCAGCCAUAGACUUAGAGAUCAGGUACAGGCUGACUACUCCCACUGAAGUUGGUGACAAUUUGGUUGUUGGCUUCCACGACAGCAGAACCUGUUGCUUAAUAACUAGGUGCUGAUAAAGCUCGUUACAGGGGGGCAGUGGUGUCCCACAGCCAAGGGAGCAGGUGGGUAGAAGGGAGCUGCUCAUCGUUCUUUUUCGCCAUCAUGCAAAGCUUUUCAUGUCAGAAGUGGGUCAAUGUAGCAAAUCUGAAGCAUGCAAUUCUCUUACAUCCAUGUCAGCUGCGACUUUUGACCUUUGAGGAGAAGCUGCACAGAGGCAAUUGCUUUUUGUCACACUAUUUAUAUUAGUGUUAAAUAAUGCUGCUAAACCAGUCUGUAGAACAGCAACAAGAAAAAAAAAAAAAAAGCCUCUCAGCUCUUCAGGUGCAACACUCAUAAGCUGCUGCUAUCUGCUGUAGCAGGUGAACAAGUGGAAGGGGAGCUGCUCUAGGUGGGAACCAGUAGCAAACACUGUGUAGCCUCCAGUGAAGAGAACAACCCCUUCUUGGGUACAGCCCGAAUUCACUCUGGGAGUUACUCUGGUGCACUGGUGCUGCAUCUGCACUGCAGAUGCCGUGCAUACACAGACGUACAUUUUAGGAAGAUCUGCAAAAGAAUUCUGUAACUCUUGACUGGAUCAGGAUGUAACCUACUCUAAACUCCAGUUUAGUCUGAAGCAACCAGUUUACAUCUACACUGGUGUCUGCUAGAUUUUUUUUUCUUCAGGGUAUCCAGACAAAAGUAAACAGAGGAAGGAGCCUACAUUUUCAUUGUUUAACAGAAAUGUAUCUCAUUUUGCUGUACAUUCCUUUUUUAGGACAUGUUAUCUGUUUAAAAAAAAAAAAAAGAAAAAAGAAAGAAAAGAAAAAACAGAAAAAAAAGAAAAAGAUAAAAGAUAAAAAAACAAAUGUGUAGUGAAAAAUCUUCUGUAACUUUGGAUUAAGAGGUAAUUAUGAUCUUUUUAAAAAGAGAACUAAGUUAUUUACUUUGUAAAUGUGCUGAUGGCAUGGAUCCAUCUUACUGACCUCAGCAUCUUUUAUUUUUUUUUAAAGAUUUUGGGUUUUGUUUCCAAUAUUAAGUUAUUUUAAAUUGUGGUUGAAGCAAUAGAAAAUUGAAAUAUGGAUUGUGCAUGACUGUGUCUUGAGUGUAAAAAUAUUGCAGUUUGAAACUUGGACCUAAAGUAUUGCAAAUAAAAGUUAUAAAUACCA
This is a messenger RNA of Anas platyrhynchos (mallard), 8836 nucleotides long. The record is from RefSeq and is a predicted model, not a curated record. Lineage: Eukaryota; Metazoa; Chordata; Aves; Anseriformes; Anatidae.